AUGCCCACCAUAAGCCAACGCGGUCUUCAGUUGAUUCCGUCUCCCACAGAUGAUCCACAAGACCCUCUACGAUGGCCCAGCUGGCUCAAACUGUCUGUCAUACUCUCGACGUCACUGGCCAAUUUCGUCUCCAACAUGGGCGGUGCUGGCCUGUCUGUUGCCGUUCCGCUAUUAAUGCAGCAGUUCCAGCGUUCUCAGGGAGAUGUGACCCAGUUACUUACACUCAACUUUCUCUUCUUAGGGAUCGGCAACAUCUUCUGGGUUCCUGUCGCAGUCAAAUUUGGCAAACGCGCUUCGUUGAUAUCUUCAAUGCUGCUCCAGGCGGGAGCACUGAUCUGGUGUGCUGUUGCCGGUGGAUAUGACAGCCUACUAGGGGCGAGAUGUGUUCUAGGUUUUGCUGCUGCCGCCGGUGAGAGCAUUGUACCGGAAGUUGUUGCUGAUAUUUUCUUCGUCCACGAGCGUGCGACAAUGAUGGCCAUUUACGUUGUCUUGAUCUCCGGAGGCUCCGCCGUCGGACCCUUGGUCGGGGGCUUUAUGGUGCAGUAUACGUCUGACACAUGGCGGUCAUUUGUCUGGCUUUGCUUUGCACUUGCUAUCUUCAAUGUGGUGCUUUUGGUCUUUCUAUUUCCAGAAUGCAAUUUUGAGCGCCCCGAGCCCCUCACUUCAAUGCAGCAGUUGCAGACGGCUGCGGACUGCAAGGAGAAUGAGGCUACCUUUAUCGAGAAUGCUUCAGAGGCGCCACUGGAGGAAGAGUACACCGUCUAUACCCCGUCACAUCGUGAAGUUCUACGGCCAGUCCACUACGAUAAGGGGACCAAUUUUUUCCUGACCCUUAUCUCUCCUCUGAAGCUACUGAUUCACCCUUCAAUUCUAUGGGGAAUCUUCACAUAUGGGGUUUCCCUGAGUCCUCAGAUUAUCAUGAUCUUCACCAUGUCCCCUCUCCUGGAGGCACCUCCCUACCACUUUCGUUCAGAGUACGUCGGUCUAAUGCAAAUCGCUGCCAUCGUGGGCUUUCUCCUGGCCUGCUACGGAGGCGGCUACUUGUCCGACGUGAUCAACAGCAUUGUCGUUCGACGCAGCGGUAAAGUCGUGAUUCGCCCCGAACAGCGACUCGUGUCGUUGCUUCCAGGAAUGGCGAUCGGCCCAGCAGGUUGUAUCCUCCUUGCCUUCGCCUGCGGUCAACGAUUGCACUGGAGCGCCAUCGCAGUCGGCUUCGGUAUGGUGUCAUUCGGAACAGUGUAUACACCCAACAUCGCCAUCACAUAUAUUGUCCACCUACAUCAGCACGAGGCAGCCAAGUCUCUCGUUCUUAUUAACAUAUUCAAGAACCUGGUAGCAUUUAUCUUCCUGUAUGUGGCCGUCGACUGGGUGAAUAAGGAGGGAGCUGCCGGCGAAGAUUGCGAAAGGUUUCUUAACAUUCGCUUUCGAAAUGGCCUAGACUUUGUCAAGGACCAAGACGUGUCAUUCCCUGAAAAGGGUGCGUGGCCACCUUUGACGGGGCCUAUCCGAUUCUACGAUGAGACUCUUGAGAUUGAAAGACUUUACAUAGAAAGCAAUUCAUCAUCACCCUCUCAAGAGAGCCAUGAUACAGGCGACUCCAACGGCACCCACUGCGGUCUACCAGAGUCGGACAUCCACCGACGAAGACGAUAUCAGAUCGCUGCCGAAGACGCACCCGUGACGCACCAGACUUCUGGUCCUCCCAACAGACCAAGCCAUGCAUCUCUGGAUACAGGAAAUCCCAUCGUUCAUCACGGAUCUCGGAAUGCUAAAUGUACAACAGAGACGGGUCGUAACUUGCCUAAUUCAAGUGAUUUUGCGAGCUCACAAACGCAAUAUACUUCUCUAAGUGCAAGGGAGGCUGCCCUCUUUCGCAAUUUCGUUGAUAAUAUGGCCUUGUGGACUGACAUUACGGACCCUCAAAGGCACUUUGAGACUGUGGCUCCGGCACGAGCUCUCCAUGAGCCAGUAUUACGCGCGGCAAUCCUUGCGUUUUCGUCCCGGCAUAUCAACAGACAAAGAUCGGACGGCGACACAGAGUCGUUGAAGUAUCACAACCAAUGUCUUCAGCUUCUCAUUCCAACACUGUCGUGCAAUGACAAUGAGAUUACCGAGGAAUUACUAGCUGCAGUUGCAAUUCUCCGUCAGAAUGAAGAAAUGGAUCCUCAGGACAACCAGUUCCAUUUAACGGGAACGACGCGCAUAUUAAAUACAAUGUCCUCCUUCGGAUCCUCCGGAGGAUUAGGUGAAGCAGCCGCCUGGUUGUGCCUUCGCGAGGACAUGUACAUAUCACUCACGUCACAAUCGCCAUUGAGGACAAAUUUACAGAGCUUUGAGCAUUCUGAUGUCUUCACCAGAACCGACGACUUUGCUUGGUCCAAUCGGAUGGUCUUUUUGUUGGCCAGAAUCUUGAGCUGCGCUUUCAACGAGGAGAACCGGACGAGACGUUCUUAUGCUUCACUUGAUGGUUUAGAGAAAGAAGUUGACGAUUGGAAUUCGUGCAAACCGCGGACCUUCCAACCUGUUCGUUUUGUUCCUCGAGGAAGGGAUUCUGGUCAACGAUUCCCGAUUAUCUGGACGCUAUUGCCAGUCCAUGUUGUUGGUCUACAAUACUUCCACAUUGCGAAAAUCAUACUUGUUUUGUCUGGCUGUGCAAGUCCCUUUCUCCCGUACGAGAACCUGCAACGCUCACGGGAUGUUGAAAAACUUGUCCGGGGCCAUCUUCUGAAUGUGCUAGGCCUAGCUGCGUCAAACCCUAGGGCUGAAAACACACUUUUCACUGCACGGCAUAGUUUAGUGGCUUGGGGCUGGAUACUACGGCAUAGACUUGAUCAAGAAGCCGCUGAAGAGCUGCUGCGGUAUAUAGAGUUGAAGACUGGCUGGAACACGUCCCACUUGAUAGACUCGCUGAGAGAGCAAUGGCAAAAUGAGCUUGUCGAUGACUGA
Aspergillus thermomutatus is the source of this 2946-nucleotide messenger RNA. RefSeq lists its product as uncharacterized. Gene Ontology annotation, molecular function: transmembrane transporter activity. The transcript has 13 exons. Gene Ontology annotation, biological process: transmembrane transport. Bases 1 to 2946 code for a protein of 981 amino acids. Lineage: Eukaryota; Fungi; Ascomycota; Eurotiomycetes; Eurotiales; Aspergillaceae. The record is from RefSeq and is a predicted model, not a curated record.